GCUGGUGCGGUGGCGGUUCGGAGUGAGGGUAGCACGUUGAGCUGAAGGCUGUGCGGAGCAGCGCGGCACAGAGCUUGGUGUUGAGCUCAGUAUGUCGUGGGAAUCCGGAGCCGGGCCAGGUCUGGGUUCCCAGGGGAUGGAUCUCGUGUGGAGUGCGUGGUACGGAAAGUGCUUGAAAGGGAAAGGGUCGUUGCCACUCUGGGCCCACGGCAUCGUGGUCGCCUGGCUCAGCAGGGCCGAGUGGGACCAGGUGACGGUUUAUCUGUUCUGUGACGACCAUAAGUUGCAGCGGUACGCGCUUAACCGCAUCACGGUGUGGAGGAGCAGGUCAGGCAACGAACUCCCUCUGGCAGUGGCUUCUACUGCUGACCUGAUACGCUGUAAGCUCUUGGAUGUAACUGGUGGCUUGGGCACUGAUGAACUUAGACUGCUCUAUGGCAUGGCAUUGGUCAGGUUUGUGAAUCUCAUCUCGGAGAGGAAGACAAAGUUUGCCAAGGUCCCCCUCAAGUGUCUGGCUCAAGAGGUAAACAUUCCGGAUUGGAUUGUUGACCUUCGCCAUGAGUUGACCCACAAGAAAAUGCCCCAUAUAAAUGACUGCCGCAGAGGCUGCUACUUUGUCCUAGAUUGGCUCCAGAAGACCUAUUGGUGCCGCCAACUGGAGAACAGCCUGAGAGAGACCUGGGAGUUGGAGGAGUUCAGGGAAGGGAUAGAGGAAGAGGAUCAAGAGGAAGAUAAGAACAUUGUUGUUGAUGACAUCACAGAACAGAAACCAGAGCCUCAGGAUAAUGGGAAAAGUGCGGAGUCAGAUGUAAAGGCAGAUGGAGACAGCAAAGGCAGCGAAGAGGUGGAUUCUCAUUGCAAAAAGGCCCUGAGUCAUAAAGAGCUAUAUGAAAGAGCCCGAGAACUGCUGGUAUCAUAUGAAGAGGAGCAGUUUACGGUGCUGGAGAAAUUUAGGUAUUUACCUAAGGCCAUUAAGGCGUGGAAUAACCCGUCCCCACGUGUAGAAUGUGUCCUGGCAGAGCUCAAGGGCGUUACAUGCGAGAACAGGGAGGCUGUGCUGGAUGCUUUUCUGGAUGAUGGCUUCCUUGUCCCCACAUUUGAACAGUUGGCAGCUUUGCAGAUAGAGUAUGAAGAUGGUCAGACUGAGGUCCAGAGAGGGGAAGGUACUGACCCAAAGUCACACAAAAACGUGGACUUGAAUGACGUCCUGGUGCCAAAGCCGUUCUCUCAGUUCUGGCAGCCCCUGCUCAGGGGCCUGCACUCCCAGAACUUCACGCAGGCCCUAUUGGAGAGGAUGCUCUCUGAACUGCCAGCCUUGGGGAUCAGCGGGAUCCGGCCUACCUACAUCCUCAGAUGGACCGUUGAACUGAUCGUGGCCAACACCAAGACUGGACGGAAUGCUCGCCGAUUUUCUGCAGGCCAGUGGGAAGCAAGAAGGGGCUGGAGGCUGUUCAACUGCUCCGCCUCCCUUGACUGGCCCCGGAUGGUUGAGUCCUGCUUGGGCUCACCUUGCUGGGCCAGCCCCCAACUCCUUCGGAUCAUCUUCAAAGCCAUGGGGCAGGGCCUGCCAGACGAGGAGCAGGAGAAGCUGCUGCGCAUCUGUUCCAUUUAUACCCAGAGUGGAGAAAACAGCCUGGUGCAGGAGGGCUCUGAGGCCUCCCCCAUUGGGAAGUCUCCAUAUACACUAGACAGCCUGUAUUGGAGCAUCAAACCAGCCAGCUCCAGCUUCGGGUCUGAAGCAAAGGCCCAGCAGCAGGAAGAGCAGGGCAGUGUUAAUGAUGUCAAGGAAGAGGAGAAGGAGGAGAACGAGGUCUUGCCAGACCAGGUAGAGGAGGAGGAAGAAAAUGAUGACCAAGUGGAGGAAGAGGAGGAUGAAGAUGAUGACGAUGAUGAUGAAGAUGAUGAAGAGGAAGACAGAAUGGAGGUGGGGCCUUUCUCUACAGGGCAAGAGUCCCCCACUGCCGAGAAUGCUAGGCUUCUGGCCCAGAAAAGAGGAGCUUUGCAGGGGUCUGCAUGGCAGGUUAGCUCAGAAGACGUGCGAUGGGACACAUUUCCCCUAGGCCGAAUGCCAGGUCAGACCGAGGACCCAGCAGAGCUCAUGCUGGAGAAUUAUGACACCAUGUAUCUUUUGGACCAGCCUGUGCUAGAGCAGCGGCUGGAACCCUCAACAUGCAAGACUGACACCUUGGGCCUGAGCUGUGGUGUCGGCAGUGGCAACUGCAGCAACAGCAGCAGCAGCAACUUCGAGGGCCUUCUCUGGAGCCAGGGGCAGCUGCAUGGGCUCAAAACUGGCCUGCAGCUCUUCUGAUGGCCAUCCCUGGUGCAAGUGUUCAUCCAGCCCUGCCAGGGCAACAGCCUACCCCCUAGUACAACUGAUGCUCCCUGAGACAACCUGGGAGACAGCCUGGAUCAGCCACAUCAACUCAGUUGUCCACCACAGGGGAAUUUUGAAUGUCUUUUGUUUUUGUUUUGUUUUGAAAAAUAAUAAACAGGCAACUGUA
This is a messenger RNA of Rhinopithecus roxellana (golden snub-nosed monkey), 2501 nucleotides long. It is a transcript of the gene LAS1L, whose product is annotated as LAS1 like ribosome biogenesis factor. Gene Ontology annotation, cellular component: preribosome, large subunit precursor; Las1 complex. NCBI's taxonomy places the organism in Eukaryota, Metazoa, Chordata, Mammalia, Primates, Cercopithecidae. Gene Ontology annotation, biological process: maturation of LSU-rRNA; maturation of 5.8S rRNA. Gene Ontology annotation, molecular function: endonuclease activity. The transcript has 14 exons. Bases 92 to 2308 code for a protein of 738 amino acids. The record is from RefSeq and is a predicted model, not a curated record.